AUGAGGAACUCCCUGCGAGAACAGAGGAGCUACCAGCCAGAACAGAGGAGCUACCAGCCAGAACAGAGGAGCUACCAGCCAGAACAGAGGAGCUACCAGCGAGAACAGAGGAGCUACCAGCCAGAACAGAGGAGCUACCAGCCAGAACAGAGGAGCUACCAGCCAGAACAGAGGAGCUACCAGCGAGAACAGAGGAGCUACCAGCCAGAACAGAGGAGCUACCAGCGAGAACAGAGGAGCUACCAGCCAGAACAGAGGAGCUACCAGCCAGAACAGAGGAGCUACCAGCCAGAACAGAGGAGCUACCAGCGAGAACAGAGGAGCUACCAGCCAGAACAGAGGAGCUACCAGCCAGAACAGAGGAGCUACCAGCCAGAACAGAGGAGCUACCAGCGAGAACAGAGGAGCUACCAGCCAGAACAGAGGAGCUACCAGCGAGAACAGAGGAGCUACCAGCCAGAACAGAGGAGCUACCAGCCAGAACAGAGGAGCUACCAGCGAGAACAGAGGAGCUACCAGCCAGAACAGAGGAGCUACCAGCCAGAACAGAGGAGCUACCAGCCAGAACAGAGGAGCUACCAGCGAGAACAGAGGAGCUACCAGCCAGAACAGAGGAGCUACCAGCCAGAACAGAGGAGCUACCAGCGAGAACAGAGGAGCUACCAGCGAGAACAGAGGAGCUACCAGCCAGAACAGAGGAGCUACCAGCCAGAACAGAGGAGCUACCAGCCAGAACAGAGGAGCUACCAGCGAGAACAGAGGAGCUACCAGCGAGCAACCGGGGCCUUGCUCUACGGCAUUGCUCCCUUCUUCCAGGAACUGCGGGCUUCAGGGGAGCGCGGCGACUGCAGCGCUGCGCCGCAGGGGGUGGUGGCGCCUCGAAGCUCCCCGGCCGAGUCGGGCUGGAGGUACAGUCGCCUGAACUAG
Messenger RNA from Bacillus rossius redtenbacheri, 927 nucleotides. Its product is annotated as golgin subfamily A member 6-like protein 1. The record is from RefSeq and is a predicted model, not a curated record. Bases 1 to 927 code for a protein of 308 amino acids. NCBI's taxonomy places the organism in Eukaryota, Metazoa, Arthropoda, Insecta, Phasmatodea, Bacillidae. The transcript has 2 exons.